Messenger RNA from Astrephomene gubernaculifera, 308 nucleotides. The record is from the annotation of a GenBank genome assembly. NCBI's taxonomy places the organism in Eukaryota, Viridiplantae, Chlorophyta, Chlorophyceae, Chlamydomonadales, Astrephomenaceae.
GCCCGCCACCGCCGCACUGGGCGGCUUGCUGCUGGGCCUCGCCACCGCGGGGAAGCUCCUGCUGACCGGACGCGUGCUGGGCAUCUCGGGAGCAGUCAAGGGCCUGACCGCGGGCGAUCCAGCGCCCUGGCGCUUCGCCUUCCUCAUGGGCCUUUCGCUGGGAGCAGUUGCCAUGACCGGCAUGCUACCAAGCGCCUUCGAGACCCUACCUGCGUCCUUUCCGGUGUGGCGUGCCGCCCUCGCCGGCCUUCUCGUGGGUGUGGGCAGCUCCAUGGGUAACGGCUGCACCAGCGGCCACGGCAUCUGCG